This is a messenger RNA of Theobroma umbraticum, 2860 nucleotides long. Its product is annotated as Tetratricopeptide repeat (TPR)-like superfamily protein. Lineage: Eukaryota; Viridiplantae; Streptophyta; Magnoliopsida; Malvales; Malvaceae. The record is from RefSeq and is a predicted model, not a curated record. Gene Ontology annotation, molecular function: protein binding; RNA binding. Gene Ontology annotation, biological process: RNA modification.
CAGUUUUAGAUCAGGCUUGGGCUAAGAUUUUUGAGGGCCCAAUAUUUCUAGUGUUCUAAUAAUAAGGCGUCCCUCACCACAUAGAAAUGAGAAGGCAAAUUAACUGAUGACAAAGCUCCCCGGCUUUUCCAGGAAAUGGUUAACUACCGUAACUGAUACUACUUUUAACCAACGACAGCAGCUCAUCAACCUCAACACUCACCUGGCAAAGCUCACUCGCUCGACUCACUACGAAGAUGCCCUCAAUCUAUUCAACGAAAUUCAGUACCUCCACGAUAACGUUAAACUCGACCACUACACUCUCUCCACCACUCUCAAAGCCUGUGCCAAUCUCCGCAACGUUAAAUUUGGAACUAAACUCCACUGCUACGCUAUCAAAUCCGGCUUUAAAGCCUACUCUCAUGUCUCUAACACGCUGCUUUUCCUCUAUUCGAGAACCCAAGAUUUAGGUUCUGUUAAAAGGGUUUUUAGUGAAAUUAAAGACCCAGAUGUUUAUUCUUGGACUACGUUGUUGUCCUCGUGUACCAAGUUGGGGGAAAUUCCCUAUGCUUGCGAUGUGUUCGAUAAGAUGCCUAAGAAAGAAGUGGCGGUUUGGAAUGCGAUGAUUACGGGGUGUGUGGAAAAUGGGUAUGAAGACUUUGGGUUUGGUUUGUUUAAGGAAAUGCAUAUUUUGGGUUUUAAGCAUGAUAAUUACAGCUUUGCUAGCGUGUUGAGUGAGUGUUCUAGUGAAAACUUGGGUUUUGGGAGGCAAGUGCAGGCUUUGGUGGUUAAAACUGGGUUUUUGGUUAGAGCUUCUGUGGUUAAUGCAAUAAUUACUAUGUAUUUUAAUUGUGAAGAUGUUGUCAAUGCGUGCCUGGUUUUUGACGAAGUAGAAAGUUUUGUGCGCGAUCGGAUUACUUUUAAUGUGAUGAUAGAUGGUUUAAUGAAUGUAGGAAGAGUUGAACAUGCAUCGAUAAUGUUUAUGGAGAUGUUAGAGGCUUGUUUGAGCCCCUCGGAACUGACUUUUGUGAGUCUAAUGAGUUCAUGUUCAUCUAGAAGAGUUGGGGAUCAGGUAUAUGCACAAGCUGUUAUGAUGGGGUUUGAACGGUGUACCUCUGUGAGCAAUGCAGCGAUAACUAUGUAUUCUGGCUGUGGGGAUCUAAAUGCUGCUCACAUAGUUUUUGAGAGAUUGGAGGAGAAGGAUCUUGUGUCAUGGAAUACCAUGGUAUCAAGUUAUGGUCAAGGAAACUCUGGUAGAUCAGCAUUUUUGGUCUACUUGGAAAUGCAGAGGUCAGGGAUUGAACCGGACGAGUUCACUUUUGGAAGUUUACUGUCAUGCUCAGAGUUCAUAGAAAUGGGUGAGAUGAUUCAUGCCUUUGUGUUUAAAAAUGGACUCAUUUCCAGAAUCCAGGUUUCCAAUGCAUUGGUUUCUUCAUACGCUAAGCAUGGGAAGAUGAAUCAGGCCUAUCAAUUGUUUCAAAUGUAUCCCAAGAACUUGAUUUCCUGGAAUACUGUUAUAUCUGGAUACUUUCUCAAUGGGUCCCCAGCUCAGGGCUUAGAGCAAUUAUCCCAGCUAUUAAUGUUAAACCUCAGACCAAAUGCAUACACACUUAGCAUUGCUAUAAGCAUUUGUGCCAACAUCUCAUCCUUGAGUCAUGGGAAACAACUUCAUGGUUACAUCCUCAGGCAUGAUCUUUUUUUAGAAACAUCUUUAGGCAAUGCAUUAAUCACAAUGUAUGCAAAAUGUGGCACUUUAAAUUGGUCUUUGAGAGUGUUUAAUGAGAUGGUUGUAAAGGACACAAUCUCUUGGAAUUCCCUCAUUUCUGCUUUUGCACAGCAUGGAGAAGGAAAAGAAGCUGUCCAUUGUUUCAAGGCAAUGAAAGAUGCAGGUAGGGCCAAACCUGAUCAGGCAACAUUUACUUCUGUUCUUUCUGCUUGCAGUCAUGCUGGUUUGGUUGAUGAUGCAACUGGGAUACUCAAUUCCAUGGUAAAUGAUUAUGGUUUUGUGCCUGGAGAAGAUCACCUUUCUUGCAUGGUUGACCUUCUUGGUCGGGCAGGGUAUCUUGAUGAAGCAGAAAGAGUAAUAGACAGUCAGCAUAUUGAAGCUCAUUCUAAUAUCUGGUGGACCUUGUUCAGUGCUUGUGCAGCUCAUACUAAUCUAAGGCUUGCAAGAACUAUUGCUGGGAUUCUUCUUGAAACAGAGCGAAAUAAUCCAUCAGUUUAUGUGCUUUUGUCAAACAUUUAUGCAGCUGCUGGUCAAUGGGAAGAAGCAGCUAGAGUGAGGGAAUCCAUGAAAAAUGUUGGGGUGAUGAAGCAACCUGGCUCAAGUUGGAUCAGUUUAUAGAUCCCUCUUGGGUAUGAAUGACAAUACAAGUGUGGAUGAAAGAGAAGGGUACGGUUGAUUCAGGAAGCGGACGAUAGAAAAGGACAUCUCAUUACUAGUCUAUAGCACUAGCUCUGGACAAGUUGGGCAUAAAGAAUGGAUCUGAGAGCCAAAAUCUUGAGAGAUCAUUUCAGGUUGACAUAGGAUUGGAAGAUGCCAUGCUGAACAAUUGUUUGCUCGCCAUCAUUGAAAGGCCAUAAAGGACAAUUACGAUUUACAAUUGGAUUUGGGAGGUUCCCAAAAACCACAAGACUUGGCCAUGCAAAAUGCAAAUUCACUAGAUUCGUUGAUUUCCUUCAACUAAAGGGGUAAAUCAAACGCAUGGCUAUCAUACCCACCAGUAAAGUCAGUUAAUAACAUGUUGAUGGCUGCAGGCCUUCUUCCAGCAUCCCUUGUGUUCCGUUCAAGAAGUAAUAUUUCUUCCCUUGAUGUUCUGAUUGUUGAAAUCUAUUCAGUUAAUUCACGCUGAAUCUUUUUUUUUUUUUCAGAAUGUUAUAC